Lactuca saligna is the source of this 555-nucleotide messenger RNA. NCBI's taxonomy places the organism in Eukaryota, Viridiplantae, Streptophyta, Magnoliopsida, Asterales, Asteraceae. The record is from the annotation of a GenBank genome assembly.
AUGAAGACACAAUAUGAAAUUUGGAGUGCGCACAAGAUAGUUUCCGUAAAGGUCACUAGGCCAAUCGAAACUGAAAGCUUCCCCAAUGCAAAGUUCAAAGUAGCGAGUGGUUCGACUUGUCAAGCAUACGAAUUCACCAUCGCAGACUUGCCCUGUUUGAAUCCUAAUCAUUGGAUCGUGAUUUACAACAUUUUGUUGAGAGAGAAAGAGAAGUACGAACCUGUUAUGUCCCAUCUCCAACUGAUGCUCAAGUCUUAUAUUCAAGAAGUUGGAUUGAUGGAUGUGUAUAGUGUCGUAGUUCUGAAGAAGAAGCCGAUUGUUGUUCCCAAGGAAGCUCCAAAAGACUUCGAGAAAUUAAAGCCAGGGAAGAUAUACAAGGAAGGACCGUUCGUAGUGUACCAGUCUAGAGAACGAACAGGAGCUGACUUUCUCAAGACUUACUUCUAUCUCGAAGACAAACAUAUGUACAAUAUUGCUUGUCUGGAAUUUAGAUAUGAUUAUGUGGUAUAUCCAGGUUCACAAGAUGUUGCUAUGAUUUAUUCCCAAAGUCUAUGA